AUGAGAGAACUGACGACUCUCAUUCCUAUUGGUCUAUUCACUCUCAAGGUCUGGGUCAUCACUGGGGACAUUAACCAACGAGGCCCAUUUAUUACACUUGAGCACGAUCUUGGCUGCGACAAAGUAUCAUCGAACCCCUUUGCCCAGCAGUUGACCACGUCUCUUCUUUUCAAUGCGGUCAACUCAGCUUCCACAGAAUCUUACCCCAGAUUCAACCAGCGAGCACAAGGUGACUCUUGCUCUGUCGCCAACUUUCUUAGCUACCAUACGCUAAUUACAGUCAAGCUCCGCGAUGAUACCGCGAUCGCUCCUGCAGUUCACCGCUUAAACAAACCUCCUGCUAUAUCGACGAUCUUGUGUUACGCAACGAUCACCCAUACACAGAGAUCCCGUGUCAGCAUCAAAACGAUAGAUUCUGCACAAGGAGACGAGGCCGACAUCGUUUAUGUCGACACUGUCAAUGAAUCCAGUCUUGGCUAUGACGGUGAGAGCCACAGAACCACAAUCGCGAGGACUCGUACGUCGAUGUUUACGGUAUUCGCUCCCAACUGGGGCACCUUCGUGGGCUGGGAAGUGAAGGAAAAGUGCGCUUAUUGUCGAGGCGACCAUUUCGCUCCCGACUGCAUCAACCAGUCAAAGGAAUGA
Fusarium poae is the source of this 645-nucleotide messenger RNA. RefSeq lists its product as uncharacterized. The transcript is spliced from 2 exons. The record is from RefSeq and is a predicted model, not a curated record. The coding region runs from base 1 to 645 and encodes 214 amino acids. NCBI's taxonomy places the organism in Eukaryota, Fungi, Ascomycota, Sordariomycetes, Hypocreales, Nectriaceae.